GCCAAUAUUGCAUGGUUCUCGAUGGCCAUGUCUUAGAAUGACACAAUGUGGGGUGAUGGACUUCUGCAGCCGUUGCAGAUCUAAGCAUACAUAUAUUAGUCACUAAGCACGCAGCAGACCAAUAUCAGCAUGCAGGGUAGUUCUUCAUCCUCUACAAUGAUUCUAGAUCCAGAGUAUUCCAAAUUUCCUUUCACCCGGCCGAACGGCGAUGAGCUACCCGCAGAGUUCCAUCGUCUUCUUCGAGAAUGUCCUGUUUCUCGAGCAGAAUUCUGGGACGGAAGCCAUCCGUGGUUGGUGGUGAAGCAUAAGGACGUGUGUGAUAUGCUCAUCUAUCCUAGACUAUCCAAGGUACAGCCAGGCUCGAAUAUUUGUUCAGUAUACGUAAGAAGUUAACAUUGAUGAAAGUUCGUCAGCGAGAAGGCUUUCCGGAGAUUUCUCCCGGUGGAAAGACCGCUGCGAAAAACCGGCCAACAUUCGUG
This is a messenger RNA of Aspergillus alliaceus, 479 nucleotides long. RefSeq lists its product as uncharacterized. The record is from RefSeq and is a predicted model, not a curated record. NCBI's taxonomy places the organism in Eukaryota, Fungi, Ascomycota, Eurotiomycetes, Eurotiales, Aspergillaceae. The transcript is spliced from 2 exons. Bases 130 to 393 code for a protein of 87 amino acids.